AUGGCGGAUGUCGCAUCCGGCCCCGAGCCGACCCAAUCUGAGAUGCCCGAGAAACCCGUGGAGACCCCAGAUGUAUCUCCUACAGCUCUAGAUUCUGAGCCAAAACUGCCCGAGCAGACCGACCCGUUGGACACCCCUACCGAAGAGAACGAGGAAAUGCCAGAAGAACAGGAUGAAGAGAAACCAGAGGUGCCACCCAAGGAUGAGUCUGAACAGACCGACCAGGAACCCAAAACAGACAGCCCGCCUGAAAUUCAGGAACCAACCCCGGAAGACGACAAUGUCGCGGAAAGUCGGUUGCGAUCGGACUCUCGGUCCACGACGGCUACCUUCAUGACGCAACGGUCAGGUGCAGUCAGUUCUACUGUGUUCAUUGUGACGGCCCUGGACAAUAUUGCUGCCUCGCGGGACGCCCGGAGGGACAAGAAAUUGGAGGAAGCCACACAGGUCGCUUUGACCAACAUCAAACAGACCGAUGGACAGCCAAUUGAUCCGGAGCUCAUUUUCCGCCCUCUUCACUUGGCAAGCAAGUCCCUGAGCAUUCCCUUGCAGGUCACCGCGUUGGACUGUAUAGGAAAGCUGAUCACAUACUCCUAUUUCGCAUUCCCCUCCGCCGAGACAGAGAACGAAACCACUCCCGGCCAACCACCGUUGAUUGAACGCGCUAUUGAUGCGAUUUGCGACUGUUUCGAAAAUGAAGCAACCGCGGUUGAGAUUCAGCAGCAAAUCAUCAAAUCGCUACUGGCGGCAGUCUUGAACGACAAGAUUGUGGUCCAUGGAGCUGGUCUCCUGAAAGCCGUCCGCCAGAUUUACAACAUUUUCAUCUACUCAAAAUCCAGCCAAAACCAGCAAAUCGCCCAGGGAUCGCUCACACAAAUGGUCAGCACGGUCUUUGACCGCGUGCGCGUACGACUGGACCUUAAAGAACUCCGAACCCGCGAGGUAGAGAAGCCAUCUUCAACCCUUGAUGCCUCGGCCAGUGAUGUGGGUCAGACAUCGGAGGCGGCUUCAGUGUCUGUGGCAGACCAACCCGUCACCAAGGAACCCACUGCCGAAAAGCUCACCCUGCAGAGCUUCGAAUCACCCAAAGAAGUGACCACUGUCAACGAUAAUGCGCCCACAACAGUCACCCGUGCUAAGCGAUCAACCACGCGGUCAAUGUCCGGCAUCCCUGAAGAGAAGGAUGAUGACAGCUCGGCCGAGGACGAAGUAGAUGAGAUCUAUGUCAAAGACGCCUUCCUUGUUUUCCGGGCUCUGUGCAAGCUGAGCCACAAGGUUUUAUCCCAUGAGCAGCAACAAGAUGUGAAAUCUCAGAACAUGAGAUCCAAGCUUCUUUCGCUGCACCUCAUCCACUACCUCAUCAACAACCACACCGCAACAUUCACUUCUCCUCUUGCUGCGAUCAAGAACAGCUCCUCCAGCACGGAUGGAAUGACACUACUUCUGGCCGUGCGACCUCAUCUGUGCCUCAGUUUGAGUCGCAAUGGCGCCAGCGCUGUGCCUCAUGUGUUCAAAGUUUGCUGCGAGAUCUUCUGGCUGAUGCUGAAGGACAUGAGAGUCAUGAUGAAAAAGGAAUUGGAGGUAUUCCUGAAAGAAAUCUACCUGGCCAUUCUUGAGAAACGAGCUGCCCCUGCGUUCCAAAAGCAAUACUUCAUGGAAGUACUAGAGAGGCUAGGUGGGGAUCCACGGGCUUUGGUUGAAAUUUAUCUCAACUAUGAUUGUGACCGGACUGCUUUGGAGAAUAUCUUCCAGAAUAUCAUUGAACAACUCUCCCGGUAUGCAAGCGUGCCUGUUGUCACGUCAGCUUCUCAGCAACAGCAGUACCAAGAGCAGCAUGUUAAAAUGACAAGUAUUGGCUCUGACUGGCAUCACCGAGGCACUCUUCCCCUUUCCUUGACAAGUGCACACAUCGUGCCUACUCCUCCAUCUCCGAUGCCUCAUAUCCCUCCGGAGUACGGUUUGAAGCAACAGGCUAUUGAGUGCCUUGUUGAGAUGCUACGAUCGCUAGACAAUUGGGCUGCCCAGCGACUGGACGAGCAACCCGAGGCGGCUAUUCCCUCUAGGUCGAUUGACAACUCCCGCGAGUCAUUGGACACAAGCAUCCUUAUUUCACCACGCCCUGAAACUCAUGAAGGCGGAACUGGACGGUCCACGCCUCUGCCUGAGGAUGACCCGAACCAGAUUGAAAAGGUCAAGCAGCGCAAGAUUGCUCUCACGAAUGCUAUUCAACAAUUCAAUUUCAAGCCGAAGCGCGGAAUCAAAGCCUUCCUCCAAGAAGGUUUCAUCCGUUCGGAGUCGCCUGAAGAUAUUGCUGGCUUCAUGCUCCGCAAUGAUCGUAUCGACAAGGCCAUGUUGGGAGAGUAUUUAGGCGAAGGAGAGCCAGAAAACAUUGCCAUUAUGCAUGCAUUUGUUGACCUGAUGGAGUUUACGAAGCGCCGUUUCGUCGACUCCCUGCGCUCCUUCUUGCAGCAUUUCCGCCUGCCUGGUGAAGCCCAAAAAAUUGAUCGGUUUAUGCUGAAGUUUGCCGAGCGCUACACCACUCAAAACCCCAAUGCGUUCGCCAAUGCUGACACCGCCUACGUUCUGGCAUACUCCGUAAUUCUGCUCAAUACUGAUCAGCACAGUUCAAAGAUGAAGGGCCGUCGUAUGACAAAGGAGGACUUUAUCAAGAACAACCGUGGUAUCAACGACAACCAGGACUUGCCUGCCGACUAUCUCGGCGCUAUCUAUGAAGAGAUUGGAAGCAACGAAAUUGUCCUUGACACGGAGCAGGAGCAUGCUGCCAACCUCAGUGCACAGCCUGCCGCUCCUACUGGCCUUGCCACAAGAGCUGGACAGGUGUUUGCUACUGUUGGACGGGACAUCCAAGGCGAAAAGUACUCUCAGGCUUCGGAAGAGAUGGCCAACAAGACGGAACAGCUUUACCGCUCCCUUAUUCGAGCCCAGCGCAAGACAGCUGUCAAAGAUGCGCUCUCGCGCUUCAUUCCUGCAACCUCAGAGCGCCACGUUGGGUCAAUGUUCAACGUCACCUGGAUGUCUUUCCUGUCUGGAUUGUCUGCACCAAUGCAGGACACUCAAAACAUCAAAACCAUCCGACUCUGUAUGGAGGGACUCAAGCUGUCUAUUCGGAUCAGCUGCGCCUUCGAUCUGGAGACUCCUCGUGUUGCAUUCGUGACUGCAUUGGCAAAGUUCACCAACCUUGGUAACGUAAGGGAGAUGAUGCCGAAGAACUUCGAGGCUCUGAAGGCCUUGCUCGACGUCGCUCUUACCGAGGGCAACCACCUUCAGGGCUCAUGGCGGGAUGUCCUGACUUGUGUCAGUCAGCUUGACCGUCUUCAGCUUCUGAGCGAUGGUGUUGAUGAGGGAUCGUUGCCUGAUGUUUCACGAGUACCUUCAUCGGCGGACGUUUCUCGCAGAUCGAUGCAAAGUACCAGGCGUGCUCGCCCGCGCUCUAUCAACGGGCCGGCUGCUUUCCGUCCAGAGAUCGCCAUGGAAAGUCGUUCAGCAGAUAUGAUCCGUGGGGUGGACCGUAUUUUCACCAACACCGCCAAUCUUUCACACGAGGCCAUCAUUGAGUUCGUUAGGGCGUUGAGUGAAGUCAGCUGGCAAGAGAUCCAAUCUUCCGGUCACACUGAUUCGCCUCGAACCUAUAGUUUGCAGAAGCUGGUUGAAAUCAGUUACUACAACAUGACUCGUGUCAGGAUCGAGUGGUCCAAGAUCUGGGAGGUGCUGGGUCAACACUUCAACCAAGUCGGUUGUCACUCAAAUACCACUGUUGUCUUCUUUGCAUUGGACUCCCUCCGACAACUUUCCAUGCGUUUCAUGGAGAUUGAGGAGUUGCCUGGUUUCAAGUUCCAGAAGGACUUCCUCAAGCCCUUUGAGCAUGUGAUGGCAAAUAGCACUACUGCUGCUGUCAAGGACAUGAUUCUGCGGUGUCUGAUUCAGAUGAUCCAGGCUCGUGGAGACAACAUUCGUUCUGGCUGGAAGACCAUGUUUGGUGUUUUUACCGUGGCCGCUCGGGAACCCUAUGAGGGAAUUGUCAACAUGGCCUUUGAUCAUGUCACUCAGGUCUACAACACACGAUUUGGAGUUGUGAUCACUCAAGGCGCCUUUGCAGACCUCAUUGUUUGUCUCACUGAAUUCUCGAAGAACUCCAAGUUCCAGAAGAAAUCCUUGCAGGCAAUUGAGACAUUGAAGUCAACCGUCACCAAGAUGUUGCGAACCCCCGAAUGCCCCUUGUCCCACCGUGAUGCCGCAUCUGCGGCCACUUUCCAGGACAAUGGCACCAACCUUGCCAAGCAACUUACUCGUCAAUCUCAAGAGGAGCAGUUCUGGUACCCUAUCCUGAUUGCAUUCCAGGAUGUGCUUAUGACGGGUGAUGACCUCGAGGUCCGCUCCCGAGCACUCACAUACCUCUUCGAUACCUUGAUCCGACAUGGUGGUAACUUCCCAAGGGACUUCUGGGAUGUUCUCUGGAGACAGUUGCUUUGCCCAAUCUUUGUGGUCUUGCAGUCCAAGUCCGAAAUGUCCAAGGUUCCAAACCACGAGGAUCUUUCGGUGUGGCUCUCCACUACAAUGAUUCAGGCGCUGCGAAACAUGAUCACCCUCUUCACUCAUUAUUUUGAUGCGUUGGAAUACAUGCUGAGUCGCUUCUUGGAACUUUUGACCCUCUGCAUUUGUCAAGAAAACGACACGAUUGCACGCAUUGGCAGUAACUGCCUUCAACAGUUGAUUCUGCAGAAUGUCGCCAAAUUCCAGCAGGAGCACUGGUCCCAGAUUGUUGGAGCUUUCGUUGAGCUUUUCAGCAAAACGACUGCAUAUGAACUGUUCACUGCUGCAGUCUCCAUGUCAAAGCCGGCGGAUGCUGUGAAUGGGGAUGCGGUCCACACACCCGAUGCUGCCUCUGCGGCUGCAGCCACAGGCGAGGAUAUGCCUGAAGCACUGCAGGCUAAUGGAUCGCAAAGUACAAGCUCUCUUCAAGAAAACGGAGAUCCCCCUGUACAGAGUGAGGCCCGUGCCGAAUUGGAGGAUUACCGACCUCAAUCAGACCAGCAACAGCCUGCAGCUGUCACUGCUGCACGACGCCGGUACUUCAACCGCAUCAUCACCAACUGUGUUCUGCAGUUGCUCAUGAUUGAAACGGUUCAUGAAUUGUUCUCGAACGAGAAUGUUUAUGCAAAGAUCCCCAGUGGAGAGCUUCUCCGACUCAUGGGCCUGCUGAAGAAGAGUUAUCAGUUUGCUAAGAAAUUCAACGAGGACAAGGACUUGCGGAUGCAGCUUUGGCGCCAGGGCUUCAUGAAGCAACCCCCCAACUUGUUGAAGCAGGAGAGCGGUAGUGCCUCCACUUACGUGCAUAUUCUCUUCCGCAUGUACCACGACGAGCGAGAGGAGAGACAGAGCAGUCGCCCCGAAACCGAGGCUGCACUCAUUCCUCUUUGUGCAGAUAUCAUUCGCAGCUUCGUUCGUUUGGAAGAAGACACCCAACACCGCAACAUCGUCGCCUGGCGUCCUGUGGUGGUGGAUGUUAUUGACGGAUACACCAACUUCCCGCAAGUGGACUUUGACAAACACAUUGAGACCUUCUACCCACUCGGAGUUGAGUUGUUGAGCCGUGACCUCAACCCGGAGAUCCGCGUCGCUCUCCAGUCCCUCCUGCGCCGCAUCGGCGAGGUCCGACUAGGCGUUGCUCCGCCAAAUCCCUUGGAUGCCCCGAUCAGCCCGCGGAGCUCCGUUUCCCAGAAGGCGUCGCGUCGUGACAGCCAGGCCUGA
This is a messenger RNA of Penicillium antarcticum, 5769 nucleotides long. Its product is annotated as Arf family guanine nucleotide exchange factor SEC7. Gene Ontology annotation, biological process: regulation of ARF protein signal transduction. Gene Ontology annotation, molecular function: guanyl-nucleotide exchange factor activity. Bases 1 to 5769 code for a protein of 1922 amino acids. The record is from RefSeq and is a predicted model, not a curated record. The transcript is spliced from 3 exons. Lineage: Eukaryota; Fungi; Ascomycota; Eurotiomycetes; Eurotiales; Aspergillaceae.